This is a messenger RNA of Trichoderma harzianum CBS 226.95, 3680 nucleotides long. RefSeq lists its product as hypothetical. The coding region runs from base 1 to 3456 and encodes 1151 amino acids. Gene Ontology annotation, cellular component: cytosol; proteasome regulatory particle, base subcomplex; nucleus. The transcript is spliced from 2 exons. Lineage: Eukaryota; Fungi; Ascomycota; Sordariomycetes; Hypocreales; Hypocreaceae. The record is from RefSeq and is a predicted model, not a curated record. Gene Ontology annotation, biological process: proteasome-mediated ubiquitin-dependent protein catabolic process. Gene Ontology annotation, molecular function: polyubiquitin modification-dependent protein binding.
AUGACCCAAGAGCCUCUCAAGACUCCAGCACCGCUUCUGAACAACAACUACCUCGACGCCCUCUCCUUCUCCCAGCAUGGCUCUCUUCCCCGCGAUGCCAGUGGCCUUGAUCGAGGCCGUUCAGGCUCCAGCCUCGGCUCACAGCGUCUUCGCCCCGGCCCGGACCAGCAUCAGCAUCAGCAUCAGCCCCUCCCGGGCGAAAAUGCCGGAGUCAAUGCCGACCAGCUGGACGAGAAGCUACGACGAUUGAGCUUGGACAAGGGCCUCGACGAUCUCCCUUCUGUGCCUGGACAGCGAAUCUCCGAGUAUGAGAAAGCUCUGAACCCCCAAGCUGCGAAGCAAGGGCCUGGAUUCCAGGUUAUAAAGCGCUCAGAACCCCGCUCGGAUGGAAUCCGUCUCGAUAACUUUCCAAAUGAGAUCCUGACGCACAUCUUUUCGCAUCUGCCGCCCGACUGCCACUCCUCGGUGGCGCUGGUGUCGAAGCGAUUCUGGGCGCUGGUCACCACUCAUCAUGCGUGGCGCAUGGCAUUUAUGCGCUAUUUCCCUGGACAUACCGUCCUAGAAAGCAAUGGCAAAGCUGCCGCGGCCAACUCCUCCGAUGUUCUGCGCUUCGAGACUCGAUACUUUCCUCGACUCACAUCGCUGGCUACUUGGAGAAGCGAGUAUCUCUUGAGGACUCGCCACCUGAGGAACUUGGCUCGUGGCAAACCGGGGGCCCCUCCGGGAGGAACCUUGUCUGGUCGUGUCGGCCGCGCUGGGAAGAAAUCGAGCGCGGUUUUGACCUACAACUCGAAGCUGCCCUGGCAAGUGACCAACCUCCACGCAGUCUUCUUGAAUGGAAAGAAGCCGCCACGGGUUAUGCAAGCAGCCGGAGACCUCGGCGCAGCAACCAUCAGUGAUCCCACCACGGGCAAGAUUGAGAAAUGGGGUCUUGAAGAUCUAUUCACCACCCCACAGCUGGACGAGGUUGCUCCUAAUUUGGUGCCAUAUGGCUUGGGAGACGGCCCAGCCGGUGGCCCCAACGUCAUGGAUGUGAGCUACACCUACGGCAUGAUAUCUGGUGAAGGAUUUCCCGGUGGCCGGCCCUUCUUCCGAGGGGUCAAUGAAAUGCGUGGCCGCUAUAUCGGCGGAGAGAUCAGUGCUGUCGAUACCCAUCUUGACAUCCCUAAGAUCCCCGAAAUGUCCGAUGCGAUUUGCAGCGUGUGGAUUGCCAAGUCGUCGAACGUUACAUCAACAACACAGUCAAUGUGCGGAAUGUUAACAGGCUCCACUCUCGGCAUCAUUACUGCAUACUCACUUGGCUGGGAUACCACCGGCCCGAGAUACGCCAAUGGAGAUGUCACAGCACGAUGGGUCAUCAGUCCUGGUGUUCCUAUCAUAUCCUUGAAAGUCGACGAUAGCUUCAACCAAAAGCGGAAGUCAACCUCCAGGGUCUGGGCUGUGGCACUGAAUGCGCUAGGUGAGGUCUACUACUUAUGCGAUGUCCCUAUCGGAAAACCAGUUCGAGCAACUGGGGAAGACCAGACCAGAAAUGCCUGGUAUGCUGGUCGUACAGUAUACUGGCACCUUCUAGAGGCAACUCGUAGAAUUGCUCGAGAAGACGAGCUAGACAAGAACGCAACACGUGGAGGGUAUUCGCCCCGAUCGCCGUCAGCCAACAUGCAUCUCAGCCAGGACCAGCUCGUGGCGGAGGCCCGGGAAAUAGAGAAGUUUAUGCGCUACAGGCCCUCUCACUUCCGAAAGGUCUGUGAGGGCUGGGAUAUGCAGCGGAAGCUAGAAGUGGAUUUCGCGAGUGAUGAUGGUAAAGGCGCUGGGGAGAACGUCUUUGUGAUUGACUGCGGCCUUGCCGAGAACCGACCUGCUGGUAUUCAACGUUACUCGCGUUCCUUGAUACCUGUGCAAGCCACUCCCAGCGAAUCAACGACACCUCUUGCACCAGUUUCUACGUCUCUCUUUGGCAGCAUUGGAGGGUUCGCCAACCGGAUUUCUCCAAUCUCCGAAUCUCACACACCGUUGUCUCCGCCUCCUACUCCCAAAUCGCCUCCUGUGCCCUCGACAGUCAUUCAUGAUUGGUCCAAACAAGUGUUUGAUCUCAGGGGCUACAGCCACGAUAUUGUGACUUCAGCCGCUUUGGACAACUCGCUCUCCUCGCUAUUCACACUGGGAGAAGACCCUCUGCACACUGCAAACGAAGCGUCAUCUACAACGAGUCCUUGGGCCGAUCACGGGGCAAGAGAAAUCCCUGGGCGUAGAACUCGCUUUAUCAUCAUCGGAACCAACACAGGCGCAGUUCUGGUUUGGAAUGCCCGGGAUGAUGAUAGGACCCGUGAGACACAACCGCUACGCAUCCUCCAAACUGAGUCCCCGGAGGUAUCUGCAGUGGCAGCAUCUGGACUGUAUCUCGUUCAUGGCGGCAGCGAUGGCCUUGUGCAAGCCUGGGAUCCUUUGGCGUCUACAGUGGAGCCCAUCAGAACCAUCAAUGCUAGAUCAAACGGGAGAGUUCCUCGUCACAUGCUAGUUAUGAAUCCGGCGAUGGAUGAGAAUACAUACGCAGCCGUGAGAGCCAUAUACCUUGACCCUGAUCCCACAACCCUUCAAGGAGUGGUCUCUUUUGGAGCAUUCUUGCGAUACUGGUCCUAUGGAUCGAAUGGUCACACCGCCGGGCGUAAACGCCGCGUCCGACAUACUGAUAUGGAUGCUCGGCUUGCUAGUCGUCGCCAAGGCCAUGCAGUAUCAGGCUACAUUGCCUCUGAGGAAGCCGAAAUGCGACGGGAAAAUGAGCAACAGGCUCGCGAGCAUACCCGUCGCCUCAAGAGAUUCGGCGCGCUGGGCGACUUGACUGAGGAGGAAGCGAUUCUUUAUGCCCAGAUGGUCUCUGAAGAAGCGUACCACGCAGAGGAGCAACGACGGGCUAGCGAUUCUGCAGCUGAUGCCAGUUUAGACACUGCUUCUUCCGUUAGCGAGAAUACUGUCUCGACUUUGACCCCCGAUCCAAGCGUUGCCGGCCCGUCUGCUUCGGAAACCAAUGGUGUAGCCGAAGAUGAGUACGAACAGCAGAUUCAACAGGCCAUACGAUUAUCCUUGAUGGAAGGGGUCAACAAUGAUAUGGCGCAAUCUCCCCUGGAAUCAUCACGAGGUAACAGCUCUGGCGAUUUCGACUUCUCCGUCAAUGUCAAGUACAAGCCCAAGGCCGGCAAGAAGGGAAAACAAUCAGAGUCUGGGUCGCCGUCCGCAAAUCACACGCCCGUGGGCGGUCCUUCGCGAUACACUACUACCGAAGAUGAGGACUUGGCCUUGGCUCUGAGUCUUAGUAUGCAGGAUCAGGGAGGAUACUCGUCGCCGCCUCAGCAGCCAUCGGAUGCGGAGCUUGCGCUCGAGAUCCAGCAUGAGGAGUUUCCGUCCUUGCCUGGUGAGGGAGUUGGUAAGGGGAAGGGUAAAAGUGUGCAGAGGUGGUGAUAUAGACAGAGGCAUAGCAGUGUGAAGAGAUUAGCAGAGACAUUUUCAUUCUAUCAAUGGACAGAGCAAAUUUAUUUGCCAUGUUCCAUCUUUUUAUAGUAUUUUAGUCAGAUGCUCGAAACUCAUAUUUAGUGCGCGCGUGUGUUAAUACAGUCGUUCGUUUUUCAAAACCCUUCUUCUCAUGUUUCGCAAUGCAAGGUUAUGAGGUGCCUAGCGUGCGUAUU